UCUCUCUUAGUUUUUUUUUUUUUAUAUAUAUACCAGGAUGCAUCGUAUACAUCGGCUAUACUUCCGGUUUCGUGUUGUCAUUCCUGAAUUCUCCUGCACAAUAUAAGGAUUGUUUAUAUUUCUUAUAUAGAAAGCAGUUUGGGGCUUCAAAAGAAGAACAGCCCUAACAGUCUUUAUAAAGCGCCUGAAGCGUAAGGAGGGUGAAAGCUAUUUAGAGUUUCUAUCAAGAGGCAGGAAAGAAUAUGCAGCCCUGCCACCUGAAGAAAAAAAAAAACUAUCUAAAGAGGCUGCUACCCUUGCUUUUCCUAAAACUAUGGAAGAGAAACAAUUAUUUAUGAAGCAGCUUGAGCGACAAUUUAAAGAAGUGGCAAGAGUUCUUUUACGCGUUGGAGCAGUAUUCUACUUUGAAGUAGAAAUUGACAAAAUUAACUACACUGCAGCACAUGACAACCUUCCAAGGCAUGUGUUUGCAAAAACACCACCACUUAAGACACCAUCCAAAAUUACACAUCUGCGCCAAUGUGUGCAGAAAGUUUUUAAUGACUCCUAUGGAAGAGCAUUGGGGAAGGAGGACUGUCAUUCCCCCUUCCCAUACAAGAAACACCGUCUGGCACCUGUAGUAACAGUUACAGGGAUGCCAGAUGGUGUUCCUUUUAAACACCCUUCAAAUUAUGGGGCUUCCAAACUGAAGAAAAUACUUGCAAAUAAGGCACUCAUCAAGAUGGAGCUUAUAGCCCCGAGUGCCACAGAAGUCAUCCACAGCAGCGUGGAGACAGAUAUUUUCAUGGCCUCAGACAGAGCCUCAGGAGUAGAGAACACCAUGGCGCAGGAUAUUGUUGCACAAGAACCAAGUCCGUGUGCUGCAGAAGUCAUCCACAGCAGCGUGGAGACAGAUAUUUUCAUGGCCUCAGACAGAGCCUCAGGAGUAGAGAACACCAUGGCGCAGGAUAUUGUUGCACAAGAACCAAGUCCGUGUGCUGCAGAAGUCAUCCACAGCAGCGUGGAGACAGAUAUGGAAGAGGCACCUACAAACCCUUUGCAACUUAGCACAGUAAUGAAGAAGUCUGCAAAGCAACACCAGCAAUCCAGGGAGAAAAGCCAAAGAACAGGAUUCAGAUCUCUGUGGACAGCAGCAGAAAUACUCGUUGUCCAGCAACACUUCAGCCAGGAGUUGGCUGGGCUGAAGCCAGUGGCACGCAGCAGCAUUGACAGUUUUUUGGCCCAACAAACAGUGGUUAAAAGAACAGCUACUGCACUGGGAAAUUAUCUAUUAAGGAACAGGAAGAAAAUCAGACCUAAUGAUCAGCAGUGAAUCAAAGCACCUCACCCACAUUGAUGACGCUUGAGAUGUUGGAUUGAGUCUAAUGAAGGGCAUUCCGUACUUUCAAGACACAUUUUUACUGCCAUGUCAUCUGUUUCACAGAGCUGACUGGUGGGGUGGGGGGUUCUUUCUGGGUACUGCAACUUCUUUAUCACCAUCCACCUGUGUGAUAAUGCUACAUGAUACAGCCCAACAAAUUCAAGACAUUCAAAAAUUGCAAUUUUUCCUUCUUAGUAGCUGUCAGUUGCAUGGAGCUAUAUGCAUUCUUCAUUGUGUUGAUGUCUUUGCAGACAUAAACCAUUUGCCCAGUGAUGUGGUUUGAGCCUAGUACAGAAAAAGCACAUGUUGUAUGAUUAUGUGUACUAGUAAAGUUGGGACAAACAAUGUAAGGAAUGUGUUGCUGUCCACGCGAUUUUGACAUGGUAGGGGGUUUUGGUUGUGUGGCUAUUACUAAGCUUCAGAUCUUAUGAACUGACUAUUUGAUCUACACUGUUGGUGUUGCUAUUGUGGUUGUGUUGUAACUGAGUAUAUAAAAAAGCAAUGAAGUGGAAGAUUAUAAGUUUUUUUAAUUGGUCUGUAAGAUUAAAUUCUUUGCUGGCAUGUGUUUGUGCAACAGUGAUCCUCAGGAUUCAUCAUAAAUAUAAAACAAUUAUUGUCAUUUUGAUGUUUUUUGGUGUAAUGAAAAAUUGUCUUAAGUAUUGGUUUUUAGCUUGCCUAUCAAUAAGGGAUGACCAAUUUUAUGCCUUGUCAAAAUAAAACCAAGCAUACUGUAUCAUA
Messenger RNA from Pomacea canaliculata, 2098 nucleotides. RefSeq names its product general transcription factor II-I repeat domain-containing protein 1-like. The coding region runs from base 314 to 1312 and encodes 332 amino acids. The transcript has 14 exons. The record is from RefSeq and is a predicted model, not a curated record. NCBI's taxonomy places the organism in Eukaryota, Metazoa, Mollusca, Gastropoda, Architaenioglossa, Ampullariidae. Gene Ontology annotation, cellular component: nucleus. Gene Ontology annotation, molecular function: DNA-binding transcription factor activity.